AUGAAGGACUUGGAAACUCUUCUCUGUUUCUUGGGGAUUGAAGUUGCCUACUCUCUUAAAGGGUCCCUUGUUUCUCAGUCCAAGUACAUUACCAACAUUCUUGAACAAUCUCGUCUUUAUGAUAAUAGAGCAACAUAUACUUCUCUUGAGUUAAAUGUUAAAUAUGCUCCCUCAAAUGAUGUUCUUUUACCAUAUCCCACUUUGUAUCAUACUUUGGUUGAAAACUUGGUGUAUCUUACGAUUAUCAGACCUGAUAUUAUUUAUGUUGUUCAUGUUGUUAGUCAAUUUGUUGUCUCUCUCACUACAUCACAUUGGAUAAUUGUGCUUCGUAUUAUUCGUUAA
Messenger RNA from Cicer arietinum (chickpea), 342 nucleotides. NCBI's taxonomy places the organism in Eukaryota, Viridiplantae, Streptophyta, Magnoliopsida, Fabales, Fabaceae. The record is from RefSeq and is a predicted model, not a curated record.